UGACAAAAACAAAUUACAAGUUUGACUAUUUUUCAAUCAGAGUUGACAAACAAACCAACCGCUCAGCAACAAACACGAAGAAGGCGGUUAACAGGAUACGAUUACAAACGCCGAGAGAAUCACCACUACGUCGCCGGAGAUUUACAACUCAGAGUGAAAAAUUUGCGGCGAAGUUGAACGGAAAGAGAUUCAUACUUAUACGAGCAGAGAGCGGAGAUGGAUUCCAACGAGUCCGACACGGCGUAUGAAUCCCUGGAGGAGCCAUCGCAAGAACCUGACUCUAGUGAGAAGCCAACGCACAUACGUUUCCUUGUACCAAAAGCGUUAGCUGGUUAUGUGAUUGGUAAAGGUGGCUCAACCAUCAUUCAGUUCCAGGACAACUCUGGAGCUCAAAUCCUGCUCUCUCGUAAUCAAGAAUAUUUCCCAGGAACUGCUUGUAGAAUCGUUGUGAUAUCUGGCACGACUAUACAAGUUCUCACUGCGUUCCAGCUUGUUCUUGCUAAAUUGCACAGUCAGCUUCAAGGUGAAGAUGGUAGUGAUGUUGAGCUUAGGAGAACAAGAGUUGUGGUUCCACACAGUUCCUGUGGAAUCAUCAUUGGAAAAGGAGGAGCCACCAUCAGGUCCUUUAUUGAAGACUCCAACGCUGGUAUCAAGAUAUCUCCUCUGGACUUCGAGCUGAGUGAUAGGCUAUUGACACUAUCUGGAACCAUGGAGGAGCAGAUGCGCGCAAUUGCUUUGAUUUUGACUAAGCUUACCGAAGAUGAUGAGUACUCCCAGCAAGUGCAUUCCCCCAAUUCAUAUAGAAAAGAUUUAGGUCUUCGCAACCUUUUGCACGCAUGGAAAUCGGCGAAGUCACGCAGAUCUCUUGGAAGUAAACAAAAUCACAAGGAAGAUAGUUACAACUCGGUGACAAUAGGUGUGUCGGAUGAGCACAUAGGUGUGGUCAUUGGCCGUGAAGGAAGUCACAUCAUGGAGAUCAGUGAGUCAAGUGGUGCCAGAAUAAAGAUAUCAGGCCGAGGAGGGUUUCUCCCUGGAACUACUGAUAGGAAAGUUACUAUCUCUGGAUUUCAAGCUUCGAUCGAUUUAGCUGUAUCGAUUAUAGAACGUAAAGUUGACGAGGCAUCGAAGAGGAGGGCCAAGGAUGAAACUGACAUGGAUACAGACUAGUUUUUAAAACAAGUGUUCUAGUAUAUAACAUCAAAAUCUCAAUUUCAGAUUAUCAAUAGCUCUUCAACGGUCAAUGCAGGCAUGCCCUUUCUAUGCAAACAUUGAAAUGUCAAAGAGAGGUCAUCAAAUAAAUCUCUUCCGUGUGCAAA
Molecule: messenger RNA, 1316 nt
Organism: Brassica napus (rape)
Lineage: Eukaryota; Viridiplantae; Streptophyta; Magnoliopsida; Brassicales; Brassicaceae
Product: protein BTR1
Exons: 9
Coding region: 217-1167 (316 amino acids)
Biological process (GO): regulation of gene expression
Cellular component (GO): cytosol; cytoplasm
Molecular function (GO): mRNA binding
Source: RefSeq, a predicted model, not a curated record